Molecule: messenger RNA, 934 nt
Organism: Talaromyces stipitatus ATCC 10500
Lineage: Eukaryota; Fungi; Ascomycota; Eurotiomycetes; Eurotiales; Trichocomaceae
Product: short-chain dehydrogenase, putative
Exons: 3
Coding region: 239-934 (231 amino acids)
Source: RefSeq, a predicted model, not a curated record
AUAAUCUCAUGCGAUUUGUCAUCGACGUUGACUGAUUAUGAUGCAAACAGUACCGACUUACUCGGAACCACUUAGUGAGAUUAUUGAUAAGGUUCAAGCAAACAGAGUCAUACUAGCAAACACACGGAUUGAUGACGAAUACAGAUGGAACUGGAAUUUGAUCAUUUAAGCCUAUAUAAAGAAAGUAUAUGUCUUCCUCAAUGGUUGUUCUCUCUCUUCAAUUCGUACAAGCUCAAGUAUGGCUAGCACAUCUCCGGUUAUCCUCAUUCUCGGAUCGGGUCCUAAUGUAGGGCAUCAUGUGGCUCAGGCCUUUGUCGCAAAGGGCUACAAAAUUGCCUUGGCAUCUAGGAGUGUCAAGGAAGAAGACAAAAAUGCGGACUUAGUCCGCAUUUCUGCUGACCUAUCGGAUCCUCAUUGCGUGAAGGGAAUCUUUUCGAAAGUCGAGGCAUCACUCGGUCUGCCAAGUGUUGUUGUCUACAAUGCAUCUGCCGGGGCUCCGAACAAUCCAGAGGAACCCCUGUCUAUUCCCUUGGCUGACUUUAGUCGAGACUUGCACGUCAACACGACCAGUGCGUUUGUCGCUGCACAACACGCGGCUUUAAGUUUCGAGAGACUGCCUGAUCAUAGAUCCAAGACAUUCAUCUAUACUGGCAAUAUACUCAAUGAGACCACCAUUGCAAGUCUUCUUGAUGGUGGUGUGGGUAAAUCUGCAACAGCCCACAUCAUCCGCUCUGCUGCUGCCGCAUACUCUAAUAAAGGCUUCAAGUUCUAUUAUGCCGAUGAGCGGAAGGCUGAUGGGACUCCCGUAUACUCUAAGAUCAGUGGCGAGGCACAUGGAAAAUUCUAUGUCGAGCUCGCCGAGCACAAGUCUCAGGGUCCUUGGCAGCAGACUUUUGUCGAGGACGUAGGAUACAAGCACUUCCCAACUGCUUGA